AUGCACGGAAUGGUACCAGAUGACAUUGAUUACAUCAAUGAUACACCAACAAUUCAAGAAUAUAAGAAACUCAAGAGAGUCAUGAAGAUCAUGACCCAGUUCUAUGUUGGAGGUAGUGCCACCAAGUUGGAGCAAGCAGAGUACUUUGAAGGAGAGUUGCAAAAGGUGCAGAUGGACGAAGCACAGAUCACCGCACAACUCGAGUCACUCAAGACGUUUGCACUCCACCCAAAGCGUAGAGAGUACGAAGAGGAACUCAACGAAGAGCUCGAGAAACUCUUUUUACUCAAGAAGAAGUUCACCACCAAGUCGGACGAGUUCCGUAAGCUCCACAUCUGGUCCAACGGUAUCGUCGAUGUCACCAAGUGGCUCGAAAACGGUCUCGACGACUACUGCGUCAACCAUCUCCAAAUGGAACUCGGCAAGACCGUCGAUGCCCCCGCCAAGCUCUCCAAGGAAGAGUUUUCAAAGUACAAAGAGGGUCUUGACGAGAUCACCUACAAUCUCCAAGAGUCACAAGACUUUUUCAUGGCCUCGCUUGACGGUCGUCUUCGUCAAUACCACAUCAUUGAAAAGGAAAUGAUCGAGGCUCAAAUCAAGGUCAUGAGCCAAUUCCCACCAAUGAUCCCACGUACCUCUCACAUCAUCUCUGAACUCGAGGCCGAUCUCGAAUACGUCACCAAGAACAUGGGCGAAGAUCCAUCAGCCAUUGCCAAGCGUAAGAAAAUGCUCGAAAUGCACUCUGACUUUUUCAAGGUACUCCGUUGGUACAAGGACAAGAUGAAGGUCCUCGGUGACGAAUACGGUAUCGUCGACCAAGACAAGCGUUCCGAAGAAGAGAAAAUCAAGAAUGCCAUGAGCACUCAAGUAGAGUUUAUGUCAAAUCUCACUCCAGAAAAUACUCCAGAGUUACAAGAAUUAAAGAAUCUUCAUUUAAAUUAA
Molecule: messenger RNA, 942 nt
Organism: Cavenderia fasciculata
Lineage: Eukaryota; Evosea; Eumycetozoa; Acytosteliales; Cavenderiaceae
Exons: 1
Coding region: 1-942 (313 amino acids)
Source: RefSeq, a predicted model, not a curated record